UCCACUUGUCCCGGUCUCUCAGACUGCGUGUCCUUUCCCAUCUGGCCCUUCGAGUGAUAUAUUCGAGCUAUCCGCCUUCAAGUAUUCUAGGUCCCCCUCCUCGACUCUCCCUAGAUUCCUCACUCGCAUCCACCCUCCGGCCCUAGGCUACAUAGCCUAAACCCUAUAGACCACCCCAUCUUCUUCUACUUUGGUUCAUAUCCCUCUUCACCCCACGUCUUUGGCUGUCACUUGGCAAUGGCGCCCUCUGCAACGGUUGAUAUUACGCCAAUGCAGCUCCCCGUCUACUCGAAAUGCUCAAGUAAGAUCAACGCUUCCGUCUUACAUGGGCCUCGAGACUUGCGAUUGGAGGUCAGAAAUAUCGAGGAACCUGGCGCUGGAGAGCUACAGAUUGCUAUCAAAGCUACGGGUAUCUGCGGCUCAGAUGUUUCUUACUACAAGAAGUUUGCCAAUGGAGAUCUAUGUGCUUGCGCUCCACUCUCUCUGGGACACGAAUCGUCCGGCACAGUCAUGGCUGUUGGGCCUGAGGUCAGCGGCUUCACAGUCGGCGAUCGCGUUGCUCUAGAAGUUGGCAUCCCUUGUGGCCAGUGUGGUAUCUGCAGGAAAGGCAGGUAUAAUCUCUGCAAGAAGAUGAGGUUCAGGAGUAGUGCCAAGAGCGUUCCUCACUUCCAAGGAACUCUCCAGGAGAGGAUAAAUCAUCCAGCAGCGUGGUGUCAUAAGCUCCCUGAUCACGUCUCCUUUGAUGCUGCUGCCCUCCUUGAGCCCCUGUCCGUUGCCAUCCAUGCAGUAAAUCGUGCCAGCCCUGCCCCGGGCUCCACAGCCCUUGUCGUGGGCGCUGGAACGAUUGGUCUUCUGACAGCUGCAAUGGCGCGCCAAGCUGGCUGCACAUCUGUUACUAUCACUGACGUGGAUGCUGGCCGUGUUGGCUAUGCGCUGAAGAGAGGCUUUGCCACCCACGGAUUCGUUGCCCCCCCUCCUCGGCAUCCGACAUCUAACAGUCCACCCAGCCUCACAAAUUCUGGGAGCUCCACGCCUCUGGAUCUCGGCCAACUAACACCAGCCAGCCCAUUCCCGAACUCUAUUCACGACCAACUCGAAGGCGCUAAGGGUCUAGCAGCGGAGAUUCUCUCUCUAACGAGACCGCCGUCGGAUUUGCGGAGUGACGACGAAGAUGAGGGUGUCGAUAUUGCAUUUGAGUGUACCGGCAAGGAGUCUUGCAUGCACACCAGUCUCUACGCCACACGGCCAGGCGGUAAGGUUAUUAUGGUCGGCAUGGGGACCCCAAUCCAGACUCUCCCGAUGUCUGCCGCACAUCUGAGAGAAGUCGAUAUUUUGGGGAUUUUCCGAUACGCAAACACCUACACGACCGGGAUAAGGUUGCUCUCUUCUCAGGGGUAUGGCGGAGCCGGCUUCUGCCUACCGAGUCUAGAUGACAUGGUAACGCAUCGGUUCAAAGGUCUCGACGCCGCUAAGAACGCUUUCGAACUCGCUAGCAGAACUGUCGACGGCGACGGCAAGCUCGUGCUGAAAGUCGUCAUUGAAAUCUGACGCGCCACUUAUUCACAACCCCGAGUACUCAGCGUAGCUUGCUGGUCUGACGUCAUCGCGAUUUAGAACCAUACUACCAUCUACGCUGUAGCUUUUAGAGAAUCAGGAAAUAAGACGUUACAUGGGUGAGGGAAAGGGGGGGGGGGGGGAUGCCAAGCCCAGCUGGGGUAGCAGGAAUCUUUCAACCUGGGAGAAGAAAUUAACGACUUUCCAGCUCACGAACCUGAUAACGAUCCGUUUCUUGCCUUGUUUUCUCUUACGUUGCUAUCCAUCAUGAUACAGCAUAUGACAGGGUUAGGUAGGCGGGAGUUAGUCCGUGGGGCUGGCUGGUGUUGUACGAACCAGAGGAGGUAUGUAGCAUUCGUAUUAGGCGCAGAAAUCGCCCUAUACCCUAUUGUGGGGGUUGACGGUAG
This is a messenger RNA of Durotheca rogersii, 1961 nucleotides long. Its product is annotated as GroES-like protein. The record is from RefSeq and is a predicted model, not a curated record. Gene Ontology annotation, biological process: D-sorbitol catabolic process. The transcript is spliced from 3 exons. NCBI's taxonomy places the organism in Eukaryota, Fungi, Ascomycota, Sordariomycetes, Xylariales, Xylariaceae. Gene Ontology annotation, molecular function: L-iditol 2-dehydrogenase (NAD+) activity; zinc ion binding. The coding region runs from base 238 to 1548 and encodes 436 amino acids.